Messenger RNA from Arvicanthis niloticus (Nile rat), 1268 nucleotides. RefSeq names its product high mobility group nucleosomal binding domain 2 (gene Hmgn2). Gene Ontology annotation, cellular component: nucleus; chromatin. Lineage: Eukaryota; Metazoa; Chordata; Mammalia; Rodentia; Muridae. Gene Ontology annotation, biological process: chromatin organization. Gene Ontology annotation, molecular function: nucleosomal DNA binding. The record is from RefSeq and is a predicted model, not a curated record.
AGCGGCGGCGGGAGGUGAAAUCCGGUUCUAACCGGUCCGGGGCUCCCAGCGCUAUAAAAACUUUAUAAACCCCCCGGAGCCCGAGCAGUGUGAAGAAGCAGCGAGGACGACCCCCGGACGGACCAAACCCGCGCGCCGCUGUAUACCCGUGUUCAGCGCCGACGUCCCCUGCCGCCGCCAUGCCCAAAAGAAAGGCUGAAGGGGAUGCUAAAGGAGACAAAGCCAAGGCGAAGGACGAGCCACAGAGAAGAUCUGCAAGGUUGUCUGCUAAACCUGCUCCUCCAAAGCCAGAGCCCAAGCCUAAAAAGGCCCCUGCAAAGAAGGGAGAGAAGGUACCCAAGGGGAAGAAGGGGAAAGCCGACGCUAGCAAGGAUGCGAAUAACCCUGCAGAAAAUGGAGAUGCCAAAACAGACCAGGCACAGAAAGCUGAAGGUGCCGGAGAUGCCAAGUGACAUGUGUGCAUUUUUGAUAACUGUGUACUUCUGGUGACUGUACAGUUUGAAAUACUAUUUUUUAUCAAGUUUUAUAAAAAUGCAGAAUUUUGUUUUACUUUUUUUUUUUUUAAGCUAUAUUGUUAGCACACAGAACACUUCAUUGUUGGGGGGGGGAAAGGAUCAUGUGUCACUAACAACAUAUCUCCCAAGCUGGAUUGAGGAUAGAAAAGAAAACCUCUUUCCUUGAUAAUUUUGAAAAGCUUCUGUUGGUUUCCAGGAGAGACGUCCUGGUCUUGACACACGUGGCCACCAAGGCACAAAAUGCCUUGUGGUCUGGGGAAACUCUAAAUUCAUUUUCAUAUGCUCUUCCCCCUGUACCAUCAACAGAGACUUAAUUCCCUUAAGACCAGAGACCUGUUGGAACCUGGCCCCCCGAAAUUGGUUUUCCAGUCUGUUGGGCAAUGUGGACUUUACAGUGACAUCACUGAGUGUUCUCAGAAGAGCACGGGUUCCUUUUAUAAAAGAUUGUGGAUCUUCAGAUUGAUAAUUCUGCCAUAUUCAUUUCCUGAAAGUCAGGGUCGGCUUGUGAAAAGUUGUUAAACAACAUCCUUAAUGUGAAAUGUCAACCCUCACUCUAAGCUACUCCCCGUUUUCAAAGCAUUGAAUGAAGAUUUUAUUGGGUUUUAUAGUGGCUUUCUGAUUUUGGUAGUCUAUACAAGAAGGGAAUUUGGAAGUUCUUGUAUAUUGUUGAUUGUCUGCCCAUGUCCUGCCUGAAAUACCAUGAUUGUUUAUGAAAAGGAUCUUUAAUAAAGCUGGUUACAGUUAGGCUUGGGA